This is a messenger RNA of Peromyscus eremicus (cactus mouse), 663 nucleotides long. RefSeq names its product myelin oligodendrocyte glycoprotein (gene Mog). NCBI's taxonomy places the organism in Eukaryota, Metazoa, Chordata, Mammalia, Rodentia, Cricetidae. Bases 52 to 663 code for a protein of 203 amino acids. The record is from RefSeq and is a predicted model, not a curated record. Gene Ontology annotation, cellular component: external side of plasma membrane. Gene Ontology annotation, molecular function: signaling receptor binding. Gene Ontology annotation, biological process: regulation of cytokine production; T cell receptor signaling pathway. The transcript has 6 exons.
GGGCCUCAGCGUGGCCUGACCCUGCUGCCAGGGACUCUGUCCUCAGUAACCAUGAAGAUGAUGGCCAGUUUGUGGAGCUUUUCUCUGUCCAGCUGCCUCCUCUCCCUGCUCCUCCUCCUCCAGCUGUCAUCCAGCUAUGCAGGACAGUUCAGAGUGGUAGGACCAGGGCAUCCCAUCCGGGCUUUAGUUGGGGAUGAAGCAGAACUGCCAUGCCGCAUAUCUCCUGGGAAGAAUGCCUCGGGCAUGGAGGUGGGGUGGUACCGUCCUCCCUUCUCUAGAGUGGUUCAUCUCUACCGAAAUGGCAAAGACCAAGAUGCAGAGCAGGCACCUGAAUAUCGGGGACGCACAGAGCUUCUGAAAGAUAGUAUCGGUGAGGGAAAGGUUACCCUCAGGAUUCAGAAUGUGAGGUUCUCAGAUGAAGGAGGCUUCACCUGCUUCUUCAGAGAUCACUCUUACCAAGAGGAGGCAGCAAUGGAGUUGAAAGUGGAAGAUCCCUUCUACUGGAUCAACCCUGGGGUUCUGGUCCUCAUCGCACUUCUGCCUGCACUCCUGCUGCAGAUCUCUGUAGGCCUGGUCUUCCUCUUUCUGCAGCACAGACUGAGAGGGAAACUUCGAGCAGAAGUCGAGAAUCUCCAUCGGACUUUUGAGUCCUUUGGUGUUUGA